Dimorphilus gyrociliatus is the source of this 3681-nucleotide messenger RNA. The record is from the annotation of a GenBank genome assembly. Lineage: Eukaryota; Metazoa; Annelida; Polychaeta; Dinophilidae.
GUUCUUUAUAUGUCCAUUUAAAAUAUAUGCUAUCUAUUAACUCUAUCAUCAUACUUGUAACUUUUAAUGAUACUUCUCAACGUCGACUAGUUUGGAGAAAACGCCAUCUAGUGUCGAAGAGAUAAAAUAUCAUGAAAAGUUAAUUUCAAGUUUUUUGUAAUAUUUGCAUCUUUGAAGAAUAGAAGCUUAAAUCAUUUUUAGUAGUUAAUAGUGCAAUUUAUGCUCAUUAUGUAUUACUUAUCAACUCUAUGAUAAGAGAAAGUAGACAAGGAAUACAAAAAACAUUCGCAAAAUCAAUUUAUAUUUAUACUUAAAAUAAUAAUUCUUUUACAGAAAUCGCUCUCUGUCUCUCUCUUUCCCUCCCUGAAGUUUUAUUAUAAAGGAAACGAGAAGAAGAAAGAGAGGUGGAAACUGAGAGAGAACAAUUAAGAAAUAUCUAAUUUCUCCAUAAUAACAGAAACUAAAAUUUAUAAGAAAUGUGCAAUAAUUGAAACAUUAACUAAUGAUAGAAAAGACUGUUUUACAGAGUUUCUGCUUUUUAAUCAAAGGUUUUCUUCAAUAAAUCGAAAGAUAUGUGCUUCAUUCCUGAACACUUCAGGUCCAAAGUCUAUAAUGUAUUUAUAAAUAUCUUUCACUUCUUUGCGAUUGCUCUUCAAUUUAUUGUAUAUACUUCUUAGUUUCUUUUCGAAUCUUUUAUCGUUAAAAGUUGAAUAGUAAAUCUCUCUUUUAGUUUCGGUGGCUACCAUUAAUUGUAUUAAAAAUUUUAAUUCCCUAUCUCCUUUAAAAGCUCCACAGCCCCAAUUUCCGGUGGCUAAAGCAACGCUUUUUUCAUGUGGUUCAUGAAAACCAACAAAAGCUUUAUUCAAUUCCCGUUUUAGGUUUGCAUGUUUAUAUUGGUCACUAGGGUCUCUAAAGGGUAGAGCAUCAAUGGCGAUUGUUUGAGAAAAACGUUGUUUCAUAUCUUUGCAUAGUUGAUAUGUAUGUGUUUUAUCGUCCGAUUUUUCAUCAAAUUUGAAAGUUGACGCGUAUCCUGUAGUUUUAUUGAAAUUUUCAAAUCCGGUAAUAACUAAGCAAUCUGUACUUUCUAAUCUUUGGGUAAAUAGUCUUGAAACAAUCAAUUCAGGAUUCUGUAAAAACAUUAUCUCUUCUUGAACGAGUCCUCUGCCAAGAACACCUCCUCCUAUAUAUUUAUUCGCAAAAUCAACUACAGCAUAAUCUGAUUGAUGAAUUUCUUUGUGUGUAACAAAAAAUUUUUCUGAACCAAUUUUAGCAGAACUUGUUUCCCAAUUAGGAAUCAUAUCACUCGUAACAUGGCGUCUGUCAAAUGUUAUGUAAGUUUCCAUGCCACCUUCGUCCUUCCUAUCAAUAAUUCGAUCAAAAUAAUUGAAAAUACACCUCAAUUUUUCCAAUUUUCUUUGCAUGUCUGGUCCUUGAUCAUCACAAAAGAAAAGAUGAGAGAAAUUAAUAUUUGGACAGUUAUCCUGUUUUGACUGCUCAAAAGUACAACAGAAAGCAUUAGCUAACAAGCAUGCGAUGCUGUAUUGGCCAAGCGUAAUGCAUUUUUUUGUUCCACUCUUAAGAUAGGGAAUUUUAUAGUUUCUCAGCUCCAGAGCCAACCGAACAAUUUUACCAAGGGUUUCCCUCCUUUUUGAAUAUUGCUUCAAAAACUCUUUUAAAGCUUCAAAAUUCAAACUUGUACCGUUAAUGUCGUUAAAAUACUUUUUCACGGCCUUCUUAAAACUACAAAAAUCAUUAACAUUUUUUAAUUGAUUUGUAAUCUCGGUCCACCUUCGUGACUCAGUGGGCAUUUUUACAUAAUCAUCAUGCCUAUAAUUUUUAUCGGCUCCUGGCAUACAUAAAAUUUCAUUUUCACAACCAAAUUGAAUAGGAAUUCCUUCCUCUCCUAAUUUCCUUAAACUCUGCUCGUUAUUAUCGUAUUCAUCGCUACUACUAUCAUCUUCAUCCGUGUCAUCAUGACUAUCGAUUGGCUGGGUUUCUUCAUCAGAAUCGCUUAUACCAUGAUCCUCUCUUGUUAGAUAUGAAGAAGUUGCCAUUGUAAUUUGAUUGUCUUCACCGGAUCUUAUUUGUAUUUUCGUUUCUUCCGAUGGUAAAAUUCUGGGGCGUUUAUUUACGUGAUCUUUAAUCGAAGUUUGUUUGAAUAUCUUUCUCUUACUCAUAUCAUAUCGUCAUCAGACAAAGAUGCUAAUCAAAUCGAAUCUAAUAAAAUAGUUUACCUUUGGUUUCUGUGGAAAAACCAAAUACCGGAAAAGGAAAUAGGCCAGCUGGUCUAGCUACUUUCUAAGAAUAUUGGACGCUACUACAUAUUAGAUUAUUAAUAUAAAAGAGAAGAGCUAAAUGAAUUUGAGAUAAAUAAAAAUCUUUUACGGGAUAAAAACGUUAUCGAUAAAUUAAGCUUUUUCAUAAAUUUAUUCUAUUAAAGGCAAAAUGGAAUUUAAUGAAAGUAAAUUAGCAAAGUCUGUAGAAAUUAUUAAAGAUUUAGUAAAUAAUAAAUCUGAAGAUAAAAAGCAGUCUCUUUUGAAGGAUUCUUCAUCAAUUUUUGUUCAAAUUGUUUUUAAGAAGAUCCCCAACGUUAAGGAAAAUAGACAUAUAAAGAUUCCUCUGCCUCAUAGACUCAUAGAGGACAAUGCUGAAGUAUGCUUGAUUACUAAAGAUCUAGAUAAGACAAGCAGAGAAUAUGAAGAUACAGAGGAAAACUUCAGAGAACUGUUAAAAGAAAAGAAUAUAAGUGAGGAAAUCUCGGCAAUAGUUCCAUUGAAACAAAUUAAGUUAGAACAUCAGACGUACGAAGCAAAGCGUCAUUUAUCAACGCUCUAUGAUAUAUUUCUUGCAGACUCUCGUGUGUAUCGUCUAUUGCCAGCCAUAUUGGGCAAGGCUUUCUACGAUCGCCAUAAGUUUCCGAUCUCUUUCGACUUGGAAGCGAAAAAUUUAAAGAAAGAAUUGCAAAGAGCAUUAUCGUUCACUUUUUGCGAGCUACAUGGCAAAGGCCAGAAUGUCUCCAUUCCAGUCGGCAGCACAGAAAUGAAGAAUAUUCAUGUCGCUCAAAAUAUCAAUGCUAUAUUGAAAGUUAUGAGCAAAGAGACACCGGGAGGAUCUAAUAACUUUCGAAUGGUUAAUUUGAUAUCUAGCAAUUGUCCAUCCCUACCUCUUCACGUGGAUUACGGUAAUAAAGCUGAUGUUAUUUUGAGUGAAACUACGAAUGAAAAGAAAGUUGAAGAAGAUCUGGAGGAGAUAGAUACCCAACUUGAUAAGAAAGUUAAAGUUGGAACUUAUGGUGAUAUCGACGUUUAUGAUAUGGAAACCGGUAUGAUUCUGAGUACAACCAAGAAAUUAAAAAAGAACUUAAUGAAGAAGAAAGGUCUAAAGAGGCUCAAUAAAAAAAACAGGCCACUUUUAGAGAAAAAAGAUAAGGAAACUGGUAAAGAGAAGAAUGUUAAAAAAGGAGUAAAUAAAACCAAAAAAAAGAAAUUAGAUAAGAGUAACGCUGAGAAUGUUAAAACCAAUAAUGGGUUAAAUGAUCAAGUUAAGAAGAAAACUUUAAAGAAGACUAUGAAAGAUGUCAAAAAGAUAACAAAAGAGAAAAAUAUGAAGAAAAAGGAAAUUAGUAAAGUUACUAAGGCUAAAGUAGAGAAAAAGAAGUUAAAAUCUAAAAACAAUAAAUAA